Messenger RNA from Naegleria lovaniensis, 501 nucleotides. RefSeq lists its product as uncharacterized. The transcript has a single exon. NCBI's taxonomy places the organism in Eukaryota, Heterolobosea, Eutetramitea, Acrasida, Naegleriidae. The coding region runs from base 1 to 501 and encodes 166 amino acids. The record is from RefSeq and is a predicted model, not a curated record.
AUGGAGCAAUUAUUAGCCUAUUUAGAAUCAUCCUCCUCCUCCUCUCAAUUUAAGGAAAAGAAUGAAAUGAAUGUUCAUUCUACAACAACAACUGAAAGGAAUGUUCAUUAUGAGAAUAACGAUAAUGAUGAAUGGUCAUUGGUGAAUGAUUCUUCUCCUCAAUCAGAGAAAGAAGGUCCCACCACACUCUCCGACCAACAUCUCGUUUCGUAUUUACAUGAAUUAAACAGCGUGCACAAGAAAAAUAGAGCUCAAGAUGAAAAGCCUUUAUCGGAAUGGAACGAAUUGGACGUGAUGAUCUUUCUCGCCGUGCAUGAGGUUCCGCAAACAGUGAUUGAACAGUUUAAAGAAUACAAUGGAAAGAAAAUCAUGAUGAAAUUAAUGGACAGUUCUGUAGAUAUGACGAUGGAAACGGUAGAACAUCAUCAUGAUGAUGAAACCAACGAAAAUUUGAAAUUAAUUUUGGAAUUAAUUCGGAAACAUGUUCAAAACAUUCUUUAA